AUGCGUGGAAUUCAGAUCUUUUCUGGGACGUCCCAUCCCGUCCUCGCAGAGAUGGUCUGUGAGCGACUGGGUACUUCACCGGCCAAGGCAGACCUGGGGAAAUUCGCCAACGGCGAGACUAGUGUGAAUAUUGGAGUUUCUGUAAGAAACCAAGAUGUUUACAUUGUUCAGAGUGGGAGCUCGAAGAUCAACGACAGCGUUAUGGAGCUGUUGAUUAUGAUCUCGGCGUGUAAAGGUGGUUCCGCGAAAUCCAUCACAGCGGUCAUGCCGUACUUCCCUUACUCUCGCCAAUCCAAGAAGAAGAGUCACCGUGGCGCCAUCACCGCUCGUAUGCUGGCGAACCUGCUUUCAGUUGCUGGGGUGGACCAUGUGAUAACUCUGGAUUUGCAUGCUUCCCAAAUGCAGGGGUUCUUCGGAAAGCCCGUGGAUAACCUGUUCGCCGAACCCUAUAUCGCCCGAUGGAUCCGUAUGCACGUCCCGGGUUGGAAGGAAGCCGUUGUCGUGAGUAAGAACGCUGGAGGUACAAAACGGGUCACUUCGUUAGCGGAUACGCUGAAGCUCAAUUUUGGAAUCGUCACAACCGACCGGCGCCGUCCCAAGGUGGCUAUGGCUAUGUCAGACAGCACUGUCUUCUUUGAUUCUAUCGAGGAUGAGGCCACGCCCGUCCCUAAAGAUCAUGACCCCUUUGUUGUGCGGGUACAGGAAAGCACCAAAAGCUGCCAGUCCGACGAGACACCCAGCGAUUCUGACAAAGCCGAAACUACCAAGAUGGUUAACGGUCUCUUCCCUGAAGUCCCCAAUGCCCGCCGUCCCUCCGAGCUGGAAGCUGCUCAUGAAUAUACCGACGUGCGGGUUCAGGAUGUGAUCACCGGACGGCUUGUGCAGGGCCAUCUCGUAGAUGAUGAUUACCCGACGGCUGGCCCUACCUCGGCACCUGCGUCUGCCGAUGCAGGCUAUAGCUCUAAUCGGGAGAACUCCGAUAGUGUUCCCGAUUCAAUGGUGAACUCGGUCAUCUCCAAUACCCCUUCGCUCCCUGGGGAUCAUGCCCUUGGCGGCUCUUUUGAUGCUGCGGAAUCCUCUGAUGAAGAGGGCAGCCAUGGGCACAUUGCCGAGCGGGAAAAGACUAUCACCUUCGUCGGUGAUGUCAAGGACCGCACUGUAUUCAUCGUCGAUGACAUGAUUGAUAAGAGCGGAUCAUGGAUCGCUGCAGCGGAAACCGUUGUUAAGAGGGGCGGGGCAAAGACAGUGUAUUGCAUCGCCACCCAUGGACUGUUUGGCGACGAGUCUCUUGAGCAGAUGGAAGCCUGUCGCUGUAUUGACUAUAUCGUCGUGACCAACACCUUCCCCAUCUCACCGAAGAUGAUGCAGAAGUCGAAGAAAUUGGUCGUCAUUGACAUCUCCAGUCUAAUUGCGGAGAGCAUCCGGCGUCAUCAUUAUGGUGAAAGUGUUUCGACACUAUUCCACUUCAAUGACUGA
Messenger RNA from Aspergillus terreus NIH2624, 1476 nucleotides. Its product is annotated as ribose phosphate diphosphokinase subunit PRS1. Bases 1 to 1476 code for a protein of 491 amino acids. The transcript has 5 exons. Gene Ontology annotation, molecular function: ribose phosphate diphosphokinase activity; magnesium ion binding. Gene Ontology annotation, cellular component: cytoplasm; ribose phosphate diphosphokinase complex. Lineage: Eukaryota; Fungi; Ascomycota; Eurotiomycetes; Eurotiales; Aspergillaceae. Gene Ontology annotation, biological process: 5-phosphoribose 1-diphosphate biosynthetic process; ribonucleoside monophosphate biosynthetic process; purine nucleotide biosynthetic process. The record is from RefSeq and is a predicted model, not a curated record.